GGCGCGCCCUCAGCAACCGCCGGCCGGGAGCACCGCCCACGCCGUGCAUGUGUUUCUUUCGGACGUUCGUCGUUGGUGGUCGGUGUGCUGGCGAGGGCGGGAGCGCGGGCGGUGGCGGUAGGUCGGGCGGUGAUGUCAGAUCGAUGGGAGUCACCGCCUCAUCUGUGAGCCAGGCUCUCUUUCAUUGCACAGCCUGCCAACCCGGUCUAACCAUCUCCGCUUAUUCCCCCUACCCGCUACCUCUCAUGACUUUGCCUCUCUCCGCCUCUGCACCGUACUUCGAGUUACACGCGCGCGCUAGUUCGGGCGUGGCUCCCGUCCUUCCACUUGCAGCUAGCUCCUGCGGUCCUCUUCUCACACUCUCGUCUCUUUGCUCUGCCCCCUGCUCUGCUCACCACUUCAUAUUACCCUUCGCAAUAGUUCUCUUCCGGAGAUUCAGCCUCUCCGAGCCGCAGCUGUUGCACGGCUGCAACGCGGCCGCCUCGGGAUCGUCUCCGCCCUCCUUGCCGCAGCCUCAGUCAAUCCAGCUUACAACAUUCCUAUCUCCCGCUCCAACACCCCAACGCAACACGCAUAUCCCUUUCUGACAUGCGAACAGCUUGAAACGCGAACCGGAAUGUGACUGAUACCCUCGUGCGUCAAGCAAAUCCCAGCUCUUCGCGCCACGCAAACAAGCC
Laetiporus sulphureus 93-53 is the source of this 677-nucleotide messenger RNA. RefSeq lists its product as uncharacterized. Lineage: Eukaryota; Fungi; Basidiomycota; Agaricomycetes; Polyporales; Laetiporaceae. The transcript has a single exon. Bases 48 to 587 code for a protein of 179 amino acids. The record is from RefSeq and is a predicted model, not a curated record.